AUGGCUCUCGGUCCAGUGUCUCCGCCGCCCUCAGGAAUCGAUCUGUCCCAGGAUAAGCGACCUUUGAUCGUGGCCAUUUCAGUAACGACAUGGGCUUUGGCAUUGAUCAUGGUGACAUGUCGAAUUGUUGGACGACGCAUGAGGGGGGUUCGAUUGUGGCUCGACGAUUGGUUUAUUAUUGCAUCUUUGCCACCGUCAUUAGGCCAUGUUCUCGGCAUGGCAGCAUAUGCCGUCAGUCGCGGGCUCGGAAGGCAUGUCUGGGCGGCAAAACGCGAUAGCAUGUACGCCUGGGCGCUUGGGUUAUUUGUUGCCGAAAUAUGCUAUACCCUCACAUUGGUAUUCGUCGAGCUUUCCAUCUUGUCAUUUUUCUGGCGGUCUUUUUCUGUCCGCGACUCAUCCAAAUGGCCAAUUCUCAUCCUCGCAUCCAUUGUUUGCAUCUGGGGUGCUGCUGUACUCCUCGUUACCUUCCUGCAAUGUCUCCCAACACACGCGAUUUGGGACCGUUUCAAUCCCGUCAGUCCCAUAAGCGCCAGCAAGUACACCUGUGACGUUGAUCCUGUCAAGUUUUUUUACGCCAACGCGAUCCCGACCAUUGUAACCGACCUCAUGACGUUGGUCCUUCCGGCGCCUUAUGUCUGGAGACUGCAGCUACCGCGGGUUCAGAAAACAGCUCUAGGCUGCGUCUUUCUGGCUGGGAUAUUCGUCACCCUUGUUUCCAUCAUAAGGCUCUACUAUCUCCUGUCGCUGGAUCUGGAAGACCCCGAUGUUACAUGGAACUUCGUCGCGGUCGGAGUCUGGUCCUUUGUUGAAGGCAACACUGCCAUUGUUUGCGCCUGUCUGCCUUUCCUCAGGCCAGUCAUCAACAAAGUCUCAUGCAGCGGUUCCCUCAUCUUGUCACCGUUCUCAUGGAACAAUGCGCGAGGAUCUGAGGACUCUUGCAGAAGCUCGAACCAGACGAACGUACCCCCGUCUUGGGGCUUUGAGACAACUCUCGGCGCUUCGGUCACACCGGCCAAGUCUCACAACCGUGACGGACCCGAAAAUAACGAGCGCCCCUUUGCUCAGCUUGCGGAUGAUGCACCUGAAUCCGACUCGCAAGCUCGACAAGUUGAAAGGGAGUCGACCGAAUCGGAAGAUGUCAUUGCAACUCCAUUGUCGAGGGAUAUUACCCUGACAAGAAAUAUCAGCCGACAGAAUCAAGCAAUUUCGUGA
Metarhizium album ARSEF 1941 is the source of this 1212-nucleotide messenger RNA. RefSeq lists its product as uncharacterized. The record is from RefSeq and is a predicted model, not a curated record. Lineage: Eukaryota; Fungi; Ascomycota; Sordariomycetes; Hypocreales; Clavicipitaceae. Bases 1 to 1212 code for a protein of 403 amino acids. The transcript is spliced from 6 exons.